Gadus chalcogrammus (walleye pollock) is the source of this 1817-nucleotide messenger RNA. Its product is annotated as coiled-coil and C2 domain-containing protein 2A-like. Gene Ontology annotation, cellular component: ciliary transition zone. Lineage: Eukaryota; Metazoa; Chordata; Actinopteri; Gadiformes; Gadidae. The transcript is spliced from 2 exons. Gene Ontology annotation, biological process: protein localization to ciliary transition zone; non-motile cilium assembly. The record is from RefSeq and is a predicted model, not a curated record. The coding region runs from base 1 to 366 and encodes 121 amino acids.
AUGGAGAAGGUCCUGAAGGAGAAGCUGAUGGAGUGGCGGCCGCGGCAGCCCACCCGCUGGAACCGCUACUGCACCUCCACGCUGCGCCACUUCCUGCCCCGGCUGGAGCUCAGCGGGGGGCGCGACCCGGACGACCAGCACCGCCUGGAGCUGCAGGCCCUGCUGGGGGACUACCGGAUCUCGGGGUUCCCCCUCCACCUGCCGUUCUCCGAGCUGCGCCCGGUGGUGGAGGCGGUCUUCAGCACGGGGGUCCACAGCGCGGAGGCCUCCAACGUGGAGUUCGCCCUGGCCGUGUACGUCCACCCCUACCCCAACAACGUGCUCUCCGUCUGGGUGUACCUCGCCUCACUGCUGCGCUCCAGGUAGCCCGGUUGGCCCCGGGCUGCUUCCACACACAAGAGAGCAUUAAUGCUACAGUGCUGCUUUUAUACAUGUUACUUACUGUAGGCCUAAGCUAGCACUAGCGCUGCUGUACUGCUUUUGUACAGCGCUAGCACUAGCAUUACCACACUACUUUGUUUAGCGAUAGCAUUACUGUACUGCUUUUACACAGCGCUAGCGCUAGCACUACUGUUGUACAGCGAUAGCGCUAACGUUACUGCACUGCUUCUGUGUGUCACAUUGGCAUCAGGUUAUAUUGCUAAUAGCCACCAGGGGGCGUUCCUCACGUUAUUGCUUUUAUAUAUCAAGGGUUACUUUUUUAUAACAUUUUAACCACCAACCAGCCAGAGUAUAUUUUGUGGGAGUUUCAGGACAGAUUAUGUAUAAUAAUGUAUGAUUGGGUUCUCAUAACCUCACAUCAUGUGUAAACAUUGUUUUCCUAAACGUAUUGCUUUGUAAUAUAGUCGUUUAUACCACACCUGUACGACUUGUCUCUCCCUCAGUGGGCACACCUGUACGACUUGUCUCUCCCUCAGUGGGCACACCUGUACGACUUGUCUCUCCCUCAUCAGCACCACACCUGUAUGACUUGUCUCUCCCUCAGUGGGCACACCUGUACGACGUGUCUCUCCUCAAUCAGUGAAGGACCAGCAGGCGAGGAAGUGAAACAAAAACUUUAUUGUUCUCCAGGUGACGCUAGUGUCUCCUCAUGCGCUGUGAGACUUCCUGUUGUAUAUCCUCAACUUGACCUCAGGGGUCAGUGACCCAGCCUCUGGUCUCACUACGUCAGUGGAGUGUUGACGACCCCGUCCUGAAAGUGACUUAUGAGCGGCUGUAAGCUAAUGUUAAAGCUAACGUUAGCGUUGCUACGGGCCGUUCAGAGCAGAGCCCAAACCGUUUUGAAACCGGUUCUAAACCUCCCCGUGUGGCGAGAGCAGGAACAGAGCACAUCACCACGUUUAAAUCAUCAGCCGACACCUGGGCUGACACAAGGACUGAUCAGAUACUAUUCAGACGAGGGGGAGAGAGAGAGAGAGGGCGUGGUCGACGAGAGGCCAGGUGAAGUGUCGAGGGGGAUCUGGAUUCGUCCUCCAUGCCCUACAGAGCCAGAACGGGCUUUAGCGUAAGCAUUAGCCUUCCGUUAGCCUUCCUCCAUGCCCUACAGAGCCAGAACGGGCUUUAGCGUAAGCAUUAGCCUUCCGUUAGCCUUCCUCCAUGCCCUACAGAGCCAGAACGGGCUUUAGCGUAAGCAUUAGCCUUCCGUUAGCCUUCCUCCAUGCCCUACAGAGCCAGAACGGGCUUUAGCGUAAGCAUUAGCCUUCCGUUAGCCUUCCUACACAAACGUUCCCUAGAAAAACAUUUGGGAUCCUUUUACAGUUUCAUCCACAAACAUUUCAUCAAUUAACAACAUGUACAGCGACUGGGAUUCAGGUUAA